AUGAAGAUAGGUCAAAAAUUACAGGAAGCAGGCUCUAGGGACAAUACCUUUUCAUUUGAGUUUUUUGUCCCAAAGACUGAGCAGGGUAUCCAGAAUUUAUAUGACCGUAUGGAUCGAAUGUAUCAGGCCAAACCGGAAUUUAUUGAUAUCACAUGGAAUGCAGGUGGGCGGCUAUCAAAGCAGACUACGGAAUUGGUAUCCACUUCACAAAGUGCACUAGGUUUGGAAACUUGUAUGCAUUUAACUUGUACGAAUAUGCCCUGUGCGCUCAUUGAUGAAGCUUUAGAUAAGGCGUUUGAAUGCGGGUGUGAAAAUAUUUUGGCGUUAAGGGGUGACCCGCCGUUUCAAGGUGGGAAAUGGCAAGCAUGCGAAGGCGGCUUCAGGUAUGCAAAGGAUCUCGUUCAGCAUAUUCGGAAAAGGUACGGGAACCAUUUUUGUAUCGGCGUUGCUGCGUACCCAGAAGGCGAUGAUGAAACUCCGGACGCGAGAGCACUUAUUCCUUAUUUGAAGGAAAAGGUAGAUGCUGGAGCGGACUUCAUUAUUACGCAAAUGUUCUAUGAUGCAGAUAAUUUCCUUGAAUGGUGUAGGCUAGUGAGGGGUGCGGGGAUCAAUAUUCCCAUUAUACCAGGUAUCAUGCCCAUUACUUCGUAUACGGCCUUUAUGCGUAGAGCAAAUUGGUGCAGAGUCAACAUCCCUCGAGAAUUUCUUGAGAGGCUCGAGCCUGUAAAGGAGAAUGACCAGGCUGUGCGUGAAAUUGGUACUGAAUUGGUCGUUAAUAUGUGUCGGAAGCUUCUCGACUCCAAAUACGUAACCCAUCUGCAUAUUUACACGAUGAAUUUGGAGGAAGCACCAUUGAAAAUCCUUGAGCGGCUGGGAUUGCUGCAGGUCGACGAUUCGCCGGGCAGCACUAGUCGGCAAAGGUCUCUAUCCGUGGAGUCUAUGCCUUGGAGAAGAUCUUUGAACCCGCAGAGACGUAAGGAGUCUAUUAGGCCAAUUUUCUGGCAGAGGAGGCCUUAUACUUAUGUUGCACGGACUUCUCAAUGGUCUGUAGAUGAGUUCCCAAACGGAAGAUUUGGUGAUUCCUCAUCCCCUGCAUACGGUGCACUUGACUUGUGUGAUCGGCCUGUUCUCAGACAUAGCUAUGAAAAGUCACUCAAGUUAUGGUCUCGACCCGAGACUAUCUAUGAUAUUGCCAACCUUAUAAUAAAUUAUUUGAAAGGGAAUAUCGAUUGCCUCCCAUGGUCAGAUGUCCCACUAAAUCACGAAGUGGAUUCUAUCCUGGACUCUUUGAUUCGUCACAAUGAAAACCUUAUUUUCACUAUAAAUUCGCAACCCAAGGCCAAUGGUGUUCCAUCUAAUGAUCCUGUUUUUGGCUGGGGACCACCAGAUGGCUAUGUGUUCCAAAAGCAGUACUUGGAGUUUUUACUUCCCAGACAUAAGUUGGACACCCUCAUUAAUUUAAUCAACACAAAUUACUCAAUCCUCACAUUCUUCUCCAUCGACAAUGAAGAUAACUUGAAUACUAACCACCCAGACGAUACGAAGGCCAUUGCCGUCACAUGGGGAGUUUUCCCUGGAAGAGAGGUCCUUCAGCCUACCAUAGUAGAGAAGGUGUCCUUUAUUGCGUGGAAGGAGGAAUUUUACCGCAUCCUGGACGACUGGCGGUUGCGUUUCAGUGCUAAUGGAGAUUCAAAAUCUGCAGAACUCUUGCAAACGAUAAUUAAUGACUAUGCAUUAGUUACAAUUGUUGACAAUAAUUUCAUCAGUAAUGAUGAUAUGAUAGGUAAAUUACUAUCCUGUUUGUACUGA
Molecule: messenger RNA, 1809 nt
Organism: Eremothecium sinecaudum
Lineage: Eukaryota; Fungi; Ascomycota; Saccharomycetes; Saccharomycetales; Saccharomycetaceae
Gene: MET13
Product: methylenetetrahydrofolate reductase (NAD(P)H) MET13
Exons: 1
Coding region: 1-1809 (602 amino acids)
Biological process (GO): tetrahydrofolate interconversion
Cellular component (GO): cytosol
Molecular function (GO): FAD binding; methylenetetrahydrofolate reductase [NAD(P)H] activity
Source: RefSeq, a predicted model, not a curated record